AUGGUUCAGGAGUCUCUUCAUUCGGCCUUGGCCCACAGCGAGAUAUUCCACCCAAAUAACCAGAGAGCCAAGCAGACGGAGACAGAGGCGGAUGCCGGAGUGACGCCUGUGGAAAGAUGCCCCAUCUGUGGGGACAGGGUAUCAGGUUACCAUUAUGGACUGCUCACCUGUGAGAGCUGUAAGGGGUUCUUCAAGCGAUCGGUGCAGAACAACAAGCUGUACACCUGCGCGGAGAGGCAGAGCUGCCCCAUGGACACAGCCCAGCGCAAACGCUGCCCUUACUGCCGCUUCCAGAAGUGCCUGGCCGUUGGCAUGAGGAAAGAGGCGGUUAGAGCGGACCGAAUGAGGGGUGGGCGGAACAAAUUCGGACCUCUGUAUCGUCGGGACAGGCAGCUGAAACAGCAAAGAGAAGCUUACCUUCUUUCCAGUGGUGCCCCCUACCGGGUCAAAUUGGAAGGCAUCGUAGCACAGCUGUCUUCGCCGCAUGAGCUUCACCUACUGACCACCCACUCUCCGACGACACUCCCCUCGGACCCCUUCCACCAGUCCCAGCUCGCAACUUCUGGCUUAGGCCAAGCGGAACUUCCGAUUCUCAUGGACUGCACCCUUAACAGAAACCAGCCCCUAGCCCCAGCCUCCUUCCACACUGCUGGACUGUACCACUCCAAUUUUCAGGGGUACACACAGGCUAAGGCAGAGCUCCUCUUCAGCUGCAGUCAAGCCCCUGCACCCGCCAGCACCUUUGCCGCAGGCUGCGGCACACCAACCGCUGUGCCCGUCCCCCCUUCAGAAACCUGCUUCCUUACCGAGCUCCUCAGUGGCGAGCCGGAGGAGGCACAGCUCUGUGCGCGGGUGCUGGCCAGCCUGCAGAAGGAGCAGGCAAACCGUGGGAAGCACGACAGGCUCAAUACCUUCAGCAUCAUGUGCAAGAUGGCUGACCGGACACUCUUUGCACUCGUGGAAUGGGCCCGCAACUGCGCUCUUUUCAAAGACCUUAAGGUGGAUGAUCAGAUGUCUCUGCUGCAGAACUGCUGGAGUGAACUGCUGGUCUUAGACCACCUGUAUAGACAGGUAGCAUAUGGAACGGAUGGUAGCAUCUACCUGGUCACUGGGCAACAGAUCGAGGUGUCCACCAUUCUGUCCCAGGCUGGGGUCACUCUCAGCAGCCUUGUGUCCAGAGGUCAAGACCUGGUAUCCAAGCUAAGGAUUCUGCAGCUGGACAGACAAGAAUUUGUGUGCCUUAAAUACCUGGUGCUUUUCAACCCAGAUGUAAAGUCCGUUCAGGACCGCGUGUUGGUGGAGCAGACUCAGGAGCGGGUCAACCGCGCUUUGAUGGACCAUACACUGCGAACGCACCCCAGGCAAUCAGACAAGUUUGGCCAGCUUCUUCUCAAGCUGCCGCAGGUCCGGAGUCUCGGACUGCAAGUGGAGGAAUACUUGUACCAGCGCCACCUGCUGGGUGACCUGCCCUGCAACUCCCUGCUGACAGAGAUGCUCCACACAAAGCACAGCUGAAGAGCACCUCAACUGUCUCUCACCUCUAAAGGCCACAGACCUCACGAACACCUCCAUCAAACUGCAUAUGAGAUAGUACACUGGAAGUCCCUAGUCAAAAUAUCCUGGAAUGAAUGAGCAACAGACAUUUUGUCCAGAAAAUACAUAACAGGCCUUGAUGGCUUAAAAAGGAUUUUAUUUGAUCUAGCCAGCAAGACUGGAUGAGUUUUUUUGUGAACAAUCUGGAGAGAGCACAAUACAGGAGUCCCUGCCAGCAUCCAUGCAUAUUGACAGAGCGAAACGAAAGCAAACUACAUGUCAGACAUGUGGAAUCAAUACCUUAACCAACAUAAAUAAAAAGUUCAAUGAAACAAAAAAAAAAAGUCAUCUAAUUAUUAAUAAAUAUACCUCAAGAUGAGAUGGAUCUUUCUAAAGACAAAUUGCACAGAAUCCAGGUCGUUCAACCUAUACGCAUAUGGUUCAUUUAUAGACUAUAGUGAAAUUCCAGGCCAGGGUUCUGAAGGCAACAGACACAAAGGUGAGGGGAGUUAGAUGAGAUUCACCAUUAUUCUUUUCUACUACUUGGUGUAAGACAGGUGGAGGAGGACAGAAUAAGGUAGUGGUAAGGUUUGACAUGGGCAAAAACAAGGCAGUGACAUGGUAGGAAUGGGCAAAAAAGGCAGUGGACAUGGUUGAAAUAGAGGGAAAGAAAACAAGGCAGUGGACAUAGUUGGAAUAGGCAAAAAAGGCAGUGGAGAUUAAUGGAAUGGAUCGAAAGGCAGUGAACACAUGUGAAGUAGGACAAAACAGCACAAGAUAAAAAUUUGAGAUAGGACAGAAAAAAUAAAUAAUGAAAAUGGGGAGGGAGGGUAGAAAAAGGUAGAUAUGGGGGAAUGGGUAAUUAGAGUAAGUUCACACAGGUUAGGGCAGAAUUUGGCAGUGCCCACAGAUUAAGGCAUGGUUAGGGAGUGAUUGAAAGCCCAACAGCAUACCAUCUCUGUGCAUUCCUUUACUUCCAUGAUUUGCUUUAUAUGAAAGUCUACAGUAACUAGGUACCUUUAACACUGAAAAUAUGGGAGGAAGAAAGAGAGAGAGACAGACAUAUACUUCUGCUGAUCUUACCACAAGCCAUUAAGAGCCUAGUGUUUUCCUCUGCUGAUCCUAUCACACCAACUCAGACACUGGCAUAGUAACUUAAGUACUUAGGGACAUGGCUGGCUAAUGCCAGUAUAAGACCAGACCUGAGGCAAAGCAGAUAGAUGGGGCAAGCAAGAAGAGAGUUCAGUUUGAGCGGGGGGGGGGAGUCAUUGGACAUACAAACAGGUUCACUAAAAAGCCCUUGGAUUUGCAGGGGGUGACAAAUCACUCACCAUGUUUAAUCCUUCAUACUGCAGCUCUGCUACAGAAUGGUAACCUAUUGCAUGUACAUGGAUACGUGUGUGUGUGUAUAUACGUACAUGCACACAUAUCUAGAUGCAGAUCAGUUGUGCUCAGCUCAGACAGACUGGUCAAGUCAAGCACACAGUACUGAGAUUGUUGUAAUACCCACAUGCGCAGUCACCCGCGCCAAAGCAGCUGGCUAGCAUAGCCAUAGGAUCCCGUGUGAUUUUGUUGUUAUAAAAAUCAAUCAUCAAAAACAAUGGAGGGGAAGAAGAUCGUUGUCAAACAACUUUCAAAUAUAUAUACAUAACUUUUUGAUUUUCAUUUUUUACAUCUUUUUCACUUGCGUAUAAAGAAGUCCUUCAUUUUCCAGUCGUACUACCCGGACAAAAAACAUUGCUCCAGUCCUCACAAAAGGCAUGAGGAGAAAAGAAUUGCAAAAGAAGCACAGAAAUCAAACAUCUUCUGCCCAUUAACUGAAGGCUACAGACAAAGUUCUUCAUAUAUGUCAAAAGUUAAAAUUUAAAAAAAAAAAAUUCCAAUCAUGGAACCCAGAAGGCCAAACUAUGCCUCGAUAUCAGAAGCAAGUUAAGCCCUGUCGUACACAAGUAAUAAAUGGACUUCCUACAAACAACCGGCAGCAUGACAGAACAAGCAUACACCUCCUGUGUUAGCACUAAAUGCCCCUGUCCCAAACCCUGAUAGGUCUACUAAAAAAAAACAACAGAAAGAGCUCCAGCAGUUUGGUUGCCAUACAUUCAAGAGGAAGAGAUUUUACAUGUAACCGUCUCUUGUCUCUGGGAAAUCGUCUGCGUGGCAGAGCAGAAGAUCCAAGUGCUAGAACAUGUCUGUCACUGAGCCCAGACACAGCAAGGAGAGGUGCUGGGGUGUAAAGAACUGUCAUAUCUAAGAAGAGUAACCUGGGAGCCCAAUCCAGAGGUGAAGCCCUGUUAUUU
This is a messenger RNA of Scleropages formosus (Asian bonytongue), 3830 nucleotides long. It is a transcript of the gene nr5a5, whose product is annotated as nuclear receptor subfamily 5, group A, member 5. Gene Ontology annotation, cellular component: RNA polymerase II transcription regulator complex. Gene Ontology annotation, biological process: regulation of transcription by RNA polymerase II; tissue development; hormone-mediated signaling pathway. The coding region runs from base 1 to 1515 and encodes 504 amino acids. Lineage: Eukaryota; Metazoa; Chordata; Actinopteri; Osteoglossiformes; Osteoglossidae. Gene Ontology annotation, molecular function: zinc ion binding; nuclear receptor activity; RNA polymerase II cis-regulatory region sequence-specific DNA binding. The record is from RefSeq and is a predicted model, not a curated record. The transcript has 7 exons.